AUGCCUUUAGCCUUGACAUUCGCGAAGCCCAGCUGGCAAGCAGCAGAAGCUCUUUUACUGGAAAAUUAUCCGCAACCGGAGCCAAAGGACAAUGAGGUUCUAAUCGAAUUCCUUGCUGCACCAGUUAACCAUCUUGACUUGCUGGUUAUCGCUGGGAGAUAUCCCAUCAAGCCAAAAUUCCAACUUAACGGGAACCACGUGGGGGGCUUUGACGGUGUGGGCCGAGUUUUGAAGUGUGGCAAAGAUGUCACCAAACUUACCCCAAGUGAUCUUGUCAUCCCAAAAGCCCUGGGUUUAGGGACAUGGCGUACACAUGCAACAUUGAUAGCGGACGAUUUGAUCGCGAUUCCCCCCACGCCGGACGUUACCUUUGCGGCAAUUCUCAAAACCUGUGUGCUCCCAGCCUAUUUGCUACUCGAGGAUAUGAAGCAGCUGAAGCCGGGUGACUGGAUUAUUCAAAAUGCAGGGCUGGGAGCCAUUUCGCAGAUGAUUUCUCAGCUUGCGCAUUUGCGUGGGGUGAAAGUGAUAUCCGUUAUUCGCGAUCGUUCGCCGGGAACAACCUGGAACACUGCAGCCGACAUUGUUCUCAACGAAUCGGAAUUACCAAACGCAGAAAUUUUAAAGGGGAAACGUAUCAUGCUCGGCCUAGACUCCGUGUUUGGACAGUCGGGAGAAAAAAUCGCAAGCUGUCUUUCAGCCCACGCAACCUUCGUAAAUUACGGCCAGCUGAGCGGUGGUGGCCCAGCUGCGUCUGUCAAUUUGACCCAUCAACAGAAGCUCUUUGCGGAUGGCAGGUUGAAAAGCCCCAAAUGA
This is a messenger RNA of Histoplasma mississippiense, 813 nucleotides long. RefSeq lists its product with no specific name. Gene Ontology annotation, molecular function: trans-2-enoyl-CoA reductase (NADPH) activity. The record is from RefSeq and is a predicted model, not a curated record. Gene Ontology annotation, cellular component: mitochondrion. Gene Ontology annotation, biological process: fatty acid metabolic process. The transcript has 2 exons. Bases 1 to 813 code for a protein of 270 amino acids. NCBI's taxonomy places the organism in Eukaryota, Fungi, Ascomycota, Eurotiomycetes, Onygenales, Ajellomycetaceae.